This is a messenger RNA of Penicillium verhagenii, 1179 nucleotides long. RefSeq names its product putative transsulfuration enzyme family protein. Gene Ontology annotation, biological process: transsulfuration. NCBI's taxonomy places the organism in Eukaryota, Fungi, Ascomycota, Eurotiomycetes, Eurotiales, Aspergillaceae. Gene Ontology annotation, cellular component: cytoplasm. The transcript is spliced from 2 exons. Gene Ontology annotation, molecular function: carbon-sulfur lyase activity; pyridoxal phosphate binding. The record is from RefSeq and is a predicted model, not a curated record. Bases 1 to 1179 code for a protein of 392 amino acids.
AUGUCACCAGAGAACGUUCACCCUGCGACUCAGGCGCUCCACGCCGAUGAUCGUUUGAACUUGGUGACCGACGUUGCACCGCCGAUACAUCUAUCCACGAUCUUCAGAUACCCAGAUGAUCCCAACGAGCUAAUCGUCUCCGAAGAUCCGGUGGCAGAGUUCAACGGGAAAAAUUUCGUUUAUGCACGUGAAUUCGCACCAAACCAGACUCGCUUCGAGGCUGUCAUCUCGUCGCUGACCAAGGGCAAUGCAGUCAGCUAUGCCACCGGACUGGCAGCACUUCACGCUGCAUUAACACUGCUAAACCCACGUCGCAUCGCAGUCGGCGAGGGUUACCACGGUAGUCAUGAGGUGAUUUCAGUGGUUUCCCGUCUAUCCGGGCUUCAAAAGCUCAGCCUUGAUUGCCCAGCCGAGGAUCUAAAUGAAGGAGAUGUCAUUCUUCUUGAGACGCCCAUCAACCCAUUAGGAACGGCAUUCAGCAUCGAGGAGUACGCCAAGAAGGCGCACUCGCGAGGCGCAUACUUGAUUGUUGACAGUACAUUCGCACCGCCAGGUCUACAAGACCCAUUCCUGUGGGGAGCGGAUAUUAUUCAACAUUCCGGGUCCAAAUAUUUCGGUGGACAUAGCGAUCUUCUAUGUGGUGUCCUUGUCACCAAGCGAGCGGACUGGACAAAGCAACUUUUCGAGGACCGACUUGCUCUGGGCAAUGUUCUCGGGAACAUGGAGAGUUGGCUUGGAGUUCGGAGUUUGCGGACCUUGGAGGUUCGUGUUCAGCGUGCGAGCCAGAAUUCUGCGAAGUUGAUUUCGUGGCUUGAUGCUGCGCUGAAUGCUCCAUCGCCUGCACCUGGCUCGGAGGAGGCGAUCGUGCAGACGGUGCUGCAAAAGAUAUAUCACGCCAGUCUUCAGAAGGAGCCUUGGUUGAAGAAGCAGAUGCCCAAUGGAUUUGGGCCUGUUUUCUCGAUUGUUAUGCACCGGGAGGAAUAUGCUAAGCAUUUUCCGAGUAAGCUGCACUACUUCCAGCAUGCAACAAGUCUCGGCGGAGUGGAAUCUUUGAUCGAGUGGCGGGCGUUGUCUGAUCCCAAAGUGGAUCGGAAAUUGCUGAGGAUCAGUAUAGGUCUGGAAAGCUGGGAGGACUUAAAGAAUGAUCUGUUCCAAGCAUUUCAAGCCCUAUGUGAAUGA